Molecule: messenger RNA, 972 nt
Organism: Botrytis fragariae
Lineage: Eukaryota; Fungi; Ascomycota; Leotiomycetes; Helotiales; Sclerotiniaceae
Exons: 3
Coding region: 1-972 (323 amino acids)
Source: RefSeq, a predicted model, not a curated record
AUGGGUGAACUAGACGAAUUGGUAACUACUUUACUUGGUACUUUUACCAGUGGUAUAAGACUUCUCAGAGCUCGUCGCAAAAGACAGAAAAAUAGCAGUGGAAAGAUCGCUCAUGAUAAUUGCGAAGAAACUCUUCUCAUCAGGUCAUUCAAACAAUCCAGGUCAGAUAUCCGAGAGGCAUACACAAGGGAAUCUAUCAAAUCUGGUCCUAAAUUCUCCGAAGGUGAUGCGAGAGCGCUCUCUUCACUAUCCACCAUAUUAUCACGACUAAACACUGCUUUCACCUCCGCGGUAGUAUUGUUUUCUCGGGGCAAAGUCAAGCCCGCCGAUCAAGAACUCUUCAUAAAACUCUCCAACAAAUCACGCGCGGAAACAAUCAAUGCCCUCGAUAGCCUCUCCAAGCGAUUAUCAAAAUCUUCCUCAUCACUCGCAUCCCGUGAUACCAUAACCCAAAGUAAAAAACAUCGUCAAAAACGACAUCAUGAUCAUAGUCCCCCUCCAUCCAUCCCCACCAAACCCACCGCUCUGGGACCAGCCACAAAAAAUGGCUGGAUUCGACCCAAACCCACCAAAAAAGAUAUCCCGAAAUCCAAGUCCCAAACUCGGAAAUCAACGCUCACGAAAUCAACACACAAAGAGAAACCAGCGACCUCGCAAUCCAUCACGCUAGAAGAGAAACAAGAAGAACCCCCCAAAACCGCAGCGGAAAAUCGAAAAUCGGGCUUCUCGUUCGCGUCGGAUAGCACGAAACUCGGCGAAAUCCCAGACUCCAGAAUGGCGAGAUUGCUACCUGGUCCUGGUACUGGUGCUGGUACUACAUCGCAUGAUCAAAAUUCUCGAUACUAUCCCACAGCGGUAGCAUUUCCAUUAGCGCCGUAUCGGCCCGAGCCGCGGAAACGACGGUUCGGCAUGGGGAAGCUUUGGAAAAAUAGACCGGUGGAGGAGGGGUUUGUGGGUGGGAGUGGGGGGUGA